Ascochyta rabiei is the source of this 2358-nucleotide messenger RNA. RefSeq names its product Non-chaperonin molecular chaperone ATPase. Gene Ontology annotation, biological process: cellular response to heat. NCBI's taxonomy places the organism in Eukaryota, Fungi, Ascomycota, Dothideomycetes, Pleosporales, Didymellaceae. Bases 1 to 2358 code for a protein of 785 amino acids. Gene Ontology annotation, cellular component: mitochondrial matrix; cytoplasm. Gene Ontology annotation, molecular function: ATP binding; ATP hydrolysis activity. The record is from RefSeq and is a predicted model, not a curated record. The transcript has a single exon.
AUGCUAACAAGCAGAGCGCGUGCCGCCGCGAGGCGCAUCACUGCCAGCCCUCGACCGCUGCCCAUCCGCCCUUCGCCACUAUGCCGUCCCCCCACGACGCGGUUGAGCCAGUCAUCCAACCUGCUACGACCAGUCGCAAUAGUCAGAGGUUAUGCAAGUGGUCGACCGCACCCGCCAGGCGGGACACAUCGUAUGGACCUGGGCGGUGAGCCAGAGAAGGCUGCACUUGAAGAGUUCGGUGUCGACUUGACCGAACGAGCUCGCAACGGAAAGCUCGAUCCAGUCAUUGGCCGAGAUGGCGAAAUACAACGGACGAUACAGAUUCUCUCGAGACGGACCAAGAACAAUCCCGUCGUGAUAGGACAAGCUGGUACGGGUAAGACAGCCAUCAUGGAAGGGCUGGCUCAGCGCAUCGUCAAGGGCGAUGUGCCUGAGUCGAUCAAAGACAAGCGUGUGAUAAGUCUCGAUCUCGGUUCCCUCAUAGCUGGCGCAAAAUUCCGAGGCGACUUCGAAGAGAGGCUGAAGAGGGUGUUGAAGGAAGUGGAAGAAGCGCAGAAGGGGGUUAUCUUGUUCGUCGACGAGCUCCAUACACUACUUGGCUUGGGCAAGGCCGAGGGUAGCAUCGAUGCCAGUAACCUGCUGAAGCCAGCCUUGUCUCGUGGCGAGCUUCAGCUGUGCGGCGCGACAACUCUGAACGAGUAUCGAUUGAUCGAGAAGGACGCUGCCCUCGCGCGACGCUUCCAACCAAUUCUAGUCGGUGAACCUACAGUGCAAGAUACCAUCUCCAUCCUGCGUGGCAUCAAGGAGCGGUACGAAGUCCAUCACGGUGUAAGGAUUACGGAUCCGGCCCUGGUAGCCGCUGCAACCUACAGCAACCGAUACAUUACGGACCGCUUCUUGCCUGACAAGGCCAUCGACUUGGUGGAUGAAGCUGCAAGUGCUCUUCGUCUCCAGCAAGAGAGCAAGCCGGAUGCCAUCCAGGAACUCGACCGCCAGAUUAUGACGAUUCAGAUCGAGUUAGAAUCGCUGCGCAAGGAAACGGACAUAACCAGCAAGGAAAGACGUGAGCGCUUGGAAGAGACGCUGAAGCAGAAGCAAGCCGACGUGAAGCUGCUUACGGAGAAGUGGGAGAAGGAACGUGCCGAGCUCGACGCAAUCAAGAACGCGCAGGAAAACCUUGAGAAGGCCAAGGUUGAACUUGAGCAAGCUCGACGUGAGGGCAACUUUGCCAAAGCUGGACAACUACAGUACAGCACCAUACCUGAGUUGGAGCAAAAGCUGCCCAAGGACGAUGAGAUGGCCGCGGGCGGCCGUCCAGAUUCACUGCUCCACGAUUCUGUCACUGCUGAAGAUAUCGCUUCGGUUGUCUCGCGUUCUACCGGUAUCCCGUUGUCUAAACUCAACGCUGGCGAUAUGGAGAAGCUCGUCCACAUGGAAGAUACGCUACGCCAGUACGUCAAAGGGCAAGACGAGGCUCUCACAGCUGUGGCCAAUGCCAUUCGCAUGCAGAGGGCAGGUCUGUCAGGAGAGAAUAGGCCAAUUGCGUCUUUCAUGAUGUUGGGACCCACCGGUGUGGGCAAGACUGAGGUUUGCAAGAGAUUGGCGGAGUACCUUUUUAGCACACCUCAAGCUGUACUUCGCUUUGACAUGAGCGAAUUCAGCGAAAAACACACUGUGUCACGGCUGAUCGGCAGCCCAUCUGGAUACGUUGGUUACGAAGAUGCCGGUCAGUUAACAGAGGCGGUACGACGCAAGCCCUACGCUGUGCUUUUAUUCGACGAGUUUGAGAAAGCACAUAAGGAUAUCUCGACGCUACUCCUCCAGGUACUCGACGAAGGCUUCUUGACUGACGCACAAGGCCACAAGAUUGACUUCCGGAACACCAUCAUCGUCAUGACAUCCAACCUUGGCGCCGACAUCAUUGUCGGAGACAAUGUCGUAGACUCGACUGGCAAAGAGUCAAGUGAGAUUUCGCCCGAGGUUCGCGAGGCGGUCAUGGCAGUAACUCAAUCCCACUACGCCCCAGAGUUCAUCAAUCGCCUUGACGAGUUCAUCAUUUUCCGACAAUUGUCUCGUGAGGCACUGCGUGACAUAGUGGACAUCAGGCUGAAGGAGCUCCAACAACGAUUGGACGAUCGUAGGAUCGUACUCGAUUGCUCGGACGAAGUCAAGCAAUGGCUCUGCGACCGAGGAUACGACCCAAGGUUUGGCGCACGCCCGCUGAACAGGCUCAUCGCCAGGGAAAUUGGCAACGGUCUAGCAGACAAGAUCAUUAGAGGAGAGAUCAGAAGCGGCAAUGUGGCCAAAGUUAGCAUCCAUGAGGACGGAUCUGGACUCAAUGUGGCUGCAGAAUCCUGA